AUGUGUUGUGUUUCAGUGAGCGAUCUGAGGAUUGUUCUUCUGGGGAAGAGCGUGUCAGAAAACAGUGGCGUGGGAAGCUUCAUCUUAGGACGAGCAGCGUUUGACGGUGAAGCUCCUCCAGAUGUUGUAGAGAGAGUCGGAGGAAGAUUGAAGGACAGACAUGUGAUGCUCAUCAACAGUCCUCAGCUGCUCCAGACAAACAUCUCAGAUCAUCAGCUCACACAGACAGCGAGAGAGUGUGUGUAUCUGUCUGAUCCAGGACCUCACGUGAUCGUUCUGGUGCUUAACCCUAAUCAGUGUUCGACAGAAGAUGAAGAGCGUGUGAAAAAGGUGCUGGACUCUUUCUCUGAGCGGGGUUUUCAACACACCGUGGUGCUCAGCACACAAGAGCCCACUGAAACCAAUGACAGCCUACAGAAAAUCAUUCAGAAAUGCUUCAACAGACAUGUCAGUCUUCAGAGGAGCAGCUCUCCUGACGAUCUUCUGCAGACGUUUGAGGACAUCGUGCAAACGAAUGCUGGAUGUCACCUGGUUUGUGCUGAAGGUUUGCAGUAUUUCACAAUGAAGGAACAGGCCAGAGCAAGACGUUACACAGAGAGUGAAGAUGAACUGAGGUUUGUGCUGCUGGGAAAAACUGGAGCUGGGAAGAGUGCAACAGGAAACACCAUCUUAGGAGGAGCUGCGUUUAAAGCAGAAACAUCUCAAGAGUCAGUUACUAAAAAGAAUCAGAGAGAAUCAUCCGACAUCAACGGCCGGUGUGUUACUGUGAUCGACACUCCAGGACUGUUCGAUACUGAACUGAGUAAUGAGGAGGUCCAGAAGGAAAUCAGCAACUGCAUCCCCAUGAUCCUGCCUGGUCCGCAUGUGUUCAUCAUUGUGCUCAAUGUAGGACAAAGAUUCACUCAAGAGGAGGCAAUAACUGUGAAGAUCAUCCAAGAGACGUUUGGUGAACACUCUCUAAUGUUCACCAUGGUGCUCUUCACCAGAGGAGAUGAUCUGAAGGACAAAACCAUUGAUCAGUGUUUGGGAAAACCUGGAUCUCCUUUGAUGAACCUUGUGGAAGCGUGUGGAAACAGAUACCAUGUGUUCAAUAAUAAUAAUCAGACUGGAGACCGAACACAGGUGACUGAUCUACUGCAGAAGAUAGACGCCAUGGUGGCAGCAAAUGGAGGGAGUUUCUACUCAUGUAAGAUGUUCAGAGAGAUGGAAAGAAAACAACAAGAGCAAGAGAUGAAGAUCCUAAUGGAAACAUUGGAGCAACUGAACCGAGAAAAAGAAGAACUGACGAAGAAACUAGAAGAAGAGACCGAAAGAAUGACGAUGAUGAUAGAGGAAGAAAGACAGAAUCAUGACAAAGAGAUAAAGAGACGAGAAGAAGAAUUAGAAGAAGAUGAGAAAGCAAAACAGGCUUUAGAUGAACGAUACCAGAGACUCCAGAGUGAAACGAAGGGAAUAAUCAGGGAAAAAGAGAGAAUAGAAAGAGAGAGACGAGGACAACAAGAGGAUUUGGAGAAGAGACUGGAUGAAGAAAGAAACGUAAGAGAAAACCAACAAAAGUCUUUUGACGGAAUCCUGAAACUCCUCGAAGAACAGUAUCAAGAUAAGCUUGAAAGAAGACUUGAGGAAGAAGUGAAGUGGAGAAAAUUGUAUGAAAGAGAGAAAGAAGAGAUUAAGAUCUGCUCUGAAAUCGAUGCUUCACGACAGGUCACGGCCUACAGAAAACUGGAGGCCGAAUACAAGAAAUGGUCCUGGAGUCUUUACAGUGCCAUGACGGAAACCGAGAUCAAAAUACUCAACCAGAUAGAAAACGAAGGGAUCCGCAAGGUUGAGGAAACUGAUCUUCAAAGAGACUUGAAGGAGACGAGUGAAGAAUUGAAAAAAUCUAUGUCGGAAUUCUUCGAGAACGACAGAGAUGCAGAUAUACUGAUUCGGUGGAAGACAUCAUUUGAAAUCCAACUCCGAGUGCUUGAGGAAAACAUCGUGAGAGAAACGAAGCAGAAAUUCAAUGAGAUUCUUCAGCAGCGUAACCUGAAGACUGUCGAUCACUGCAAUCAUCCAAAAAACACUGUCUAUGAAAAGAGCAAAGAACUCGCCCUAAAACUCAAAGGCAAAGCAAAAGAUGAAGAAACUCUGAAGAAGGAGUUCGAUUGGUUUUGGGAAAAGUGUGUGGUGAAGCUCAUCAGAAACACUCACUGGCUCAAAGACAUGGACAUCAUGAGAGAUGUAAAUCUCGUUCUUGGUGACAUCUAUAAAAGUUCUCCUGUGUAUAAACUGAAACAGAGCAAUGGGUACAACGAUAUUUUCAACAUGACAAGUUAUCCCGAGUGUGCUAUUUUCAAAAAGCCCUCAAUAAAAGGGAUUCAAGUGUCUCAAACUCUCAAAAAGCUGUCUGCAAAGGAUGACGCUCCAAUAAGAAAGUUCCUCAUUGAUGUCGGUCAGCAGACAGACAUAAUGUUUCAGUCGUUCAACAUUUCAAAGACGGGCUACAACAUCAGCUGCAUUCAACAACUCACACGUUUUAUCAUCGAGAGAGUGACCAAAUAUCAGGAAGCACGAGGGAAAUACGUGUUCACGGAUGAAUUCAUCAUGGAUUUGGUUUAUUCCAUCUGUAAGCGCAUUAACAUGACGAUCGCUGACCCUGUAAACUAUGUUGAGAAGCAGAGAUCGGAGUACUACAGAGUUUUCCAGAAAUACUGUCGUGAAGCUGCAUCAGCUGCUGUUUUUGCUCAGAACAUCUGUCAGAAACUCAUAGAGGCCAUUGAGCGGAGCGUCUACAAGAAGACUGCAGCUGACCUGGCAGACGAAAUGAGAACAAACUGUCCAUCACUGAAUGAAAACAGGUCAAAUCUGGAGAAGCACAUCCUGACAACACUGGCAGAAAAUGAGAAUUUUUCUACAUGCAUGAACUACAACCCCAAAAACCCAGAGAUUGGAUAUGAAGUCGGUCGAUACAUCACUGAUCAUUUCACUGUCAGUGUUUUACCCAAGUUGAAGGAAAAUAGUGAAUCACUGCAGCAGAACAUCAUGGAGAAAGCAUGUGAAUCUACUUUGUAUUUUCAAGUGAAAUGUGUUGAUGCUGGUUUGUGGUUGAAGCAUUUCACACAGCAGCUCUCAGAUAUGCUGGUCUUCUCUGAAGUAGACCUCAGCGGCGUCGAACAUGAUGCUGUUGAUGAUUUCCACCUCCUCGUUGAUGUGCUAAGGCAUGAGCUUUCUGCUGUAAUGUCUGAGAUCAGCAGGAGAUUCGGCAUCAGAGCUCUUCCAGAAAAUGUGGACUUAAAGUUAACUGGGGAUUCUCAGUGCUGA
Sinocyclocheilus rhinocerous is the source of this 3303-nucleotide messenger RNA. RefSeq lists its product as uncharacterized. The record is from RefSeq and is a predicted model, not a curated record. The coding region runs from base 1 to 3303 and encodes 1100 amino acids. The transcript has 4 exons. NCBI's taxonomy places the organism in Eukaryota, Metazoa, Chordata, Actinopteri, Cypriniformes, Cyprinidae. Gene Ontology annotation, molecular function: GTP binding.